Messenger RNA from Oppia nitens, 1414 nucleotides. It is a transcript of the gene shu, whose product is annotated as inactive peptidyl-prolyl cis-trans isomerase FKBP6-like. NCBI's taxonomy places the organism in Eukaryota, Metazoa, Arthropoda, Arachnida, Sarcoptiformes, Oppiidae. The transcript is spliced from 3 exons. Bases 191 to 1378 code for a protein of 395 amino acids. The record is from RefSeq and is a predicted model, not a curated record. Gene Ontology annotation, molecular function: peptidyl-prolyl cis-trans isomerase activity; protein binding.
UUUUAUAAGUACAACAAAUGUGAAAAUGUGGACAAACAAUGAGCGCAACACUUGAUUAUUGAGUCAGUGUUUAAUCAAACGUUGUUUUAAGCGCUAAACCAAUGAAUGAGUCAAUUGUUUGAUGUUUUCAUUGAAUUCAAGUAUUGACUGAUCGGACAAAACACAAGACAUAACAAUAAGUGACCCAUCAAUGGACACAAAAGAUAAAGAAGUGAUUGAUUUGUCAGAAGAAUGGGAUGAAGACAACGAUAUGUAUGAUGUGUCUCGUGAUAUGGUCUCACUUCCCAUACAGAGUAAGAAUGCUCUUCGAGACAUCGUUACCGAUAAGGGAUAUGAGUUCGAGUCGGAAGAAAGUCCAACGGAGGAAGAAAAAGAUGAACAGGAAGUCUAUUGGACUCGCGACCAGAUAUUGGCUAAUUUGGACAAAAAUCCAAAGCCCAGUGACAUCGGCGAAGAUUCCGAAAAUUAUGACGAAAGGAUCAAAUUUAUGGAUACUAUUAUUGCAGACGGAGUCUACAAAAAGUUACUUCGAAACGGAACUGGAGAACGGAUUAAUGAGAAAAGUGCUGUUUUGUAUAAUCUUAACGGUUAUAUUGAAGGACAGGACGAACCAUUUGACUCGACAUGGCUUAGGGGUCGACCAAACAAUCAUCGGCUAAGUCACGAUACUUUACUUCCCGGUCUUUAUUUUGCUAUAACUUCUAUGAAAAGAGGUGAACGAUCUGAGUUUGUGGUGCGACCUAACUAUGCAUAUCUAUCGAUGGGUUGUCCACCGCGAAUACCACCUGAUUGUACGGUUUUGUUUAUCAUAGAAGUGAUUAAAGUGUUCGAAGAGGGAUCUUUAGCUCAUUUUGAUACCAUUCCUUUUGAGGAACGAUCAGAAAUUUCUUUUGAAACAAUCUAUAAGUUGUGUGAUGAAGAACGUGUGUCAGCCAAUGGUUACUUUAAAGCCAACCGUAUCCGUGAAUCUGCUUUCCGUUACAAACGUGCCAUACGUUUUCUCGAAGAUCUUACCUAUAAAACAAAUGAAGAACAAAAGACAUCAAAUGAAUUAUUAUUAAAACUUUACGUCAAUAUUGCCAACGCUUACAAUAAAUUAUCGAAGACAUACUUUGCAAUCUCUUAUUGUAAGAAAGCACUGGACAUCGACUCUAACAAUAUUAAAGCCCUCUAUCAGCUCGGAUUGGCAAAGAUGUGUAACGAAGAGUACGAAGUGGCCAAUAGAUUGUUUCAGAAAGCACUCAAACAGAAACCUAAUAAUACAGAUAUAUUAGAUAUUAUCGAACGGUUGGAUCAACGUAUGAAUGGUCAGCGAAUAGUCGAAGAAAAUCUUUACCGAAAAAUGGGCUCAAUUUUCGUUAGCAAUAAUAAAAAAUAACUUUCAAAUGAUUUUUUAUUUUUUGAUUAAUCAAUG